AUGAAUAUCUUUUUUAAUAAAAAACAAAAGACCCCAUCAGAAUUGGUUAAAUCCAUUAAAGAAAGCCUUGCUUCAAUGGAUAAAAGUGGUCCAAACUCUAAAUCAACCGAAAAGGCAUCAGAAGAAAUUUCAAAAUGUUUACAAGAGAUUAAAAAGAUAUUACAUGGUGAUUCAGAGCAUGAACCAAAUCAAGAGGUUGUUGCUGUAUUAUCAAAUGAAAUAUGUACCAGUGAUUUGGUACAAAUCCUUAUUAAAGAUUUAAACAAACUCGAGUUUGAAGCUAAAAAAGAUGUAGCUCAAAUUUUCAAUAUUUUAUUAAGACAUAAAAAUGGUGCUCGUUCACCAAUUGUAGAAUAUAUCGCUAAAAAUCCAGAAAUUUUAGAUUCAUUAGUUAAAGGUUACGAACAACAGGAUAUUGCAUUAAAUUGUGGUACAAUGCUUAGGGAAUGUAUCAAGCAUGAAUCAUUGGCUAAAAUUUUAAUAUAUUCACCAAACUUUUGGGAGUUCUUUGAAUUUGUUGAAGUUUCAAAUUUUGAUGUUGCUUCUGAUACAUUUGCCACCUUUAAAGAGAUUUUAACAAAACAUAAAACACUUAGCGCUGAAUUUUUAGAAAAGAAUUACGAUCAGGUUUUUGAAAAAUAUACUACUUUAUUAAACUCACAAAAUUAUGUUACAAGAAGACAAUCUAUCAAGGUAAAUAAUAAUAGUAAUAAUAAUAAUAAUAAUAAUAAUAAUAAUAAUAAUAAUAAUAAUAAUAAUAAUAAUAAUAAUGCAGCAAUACUUUUAGGUGAGCUUUUAUUAGAUCGUUCAAAUUUUAAUAUUAUGCCGUUUAUAUAUCAGUUCAGCAGCAAACCUUAAAUUCAUGAUGAACCUUUUAAGAGAUAAAUCAAAGAGUAUUCAAUAUGAAGCAUUCCAUGUUUUCAAAGUUUUUGUUGCUAACCCAAACAAAACAAAACCAAUCCUUGAAAUUUUAACUAAAAACAAAGAGAAAUUAAUAGCUUUCUUAUCACAAUUCCAUAAUGAUAAAGAGGAAGAUCAAUUCAGUGACGAAAAGAAUUUCUUGGUUAAACAAAUUCAAGCUAUCCAAGGAUAA
This is a messenger RNA of Dictyostelium discoideum AX4, 1093 nucleotides long. RefSeq names its product Mo25-like family protein. The record is from RefSeq and is a predicted model, not a curated record. Lineage: Eukaryota; Evosea; Eumycetozoa; Dictyosteliales; Dictyosteliaceae. The annotation marks the transcript as partial. The transcript is spliced from 6 exons.